Molecule: messenger RNA, 1123 nt
Organism: Pseudoliparis swirei
Lineage: Eukaryota; Metazoa; Chordata; Actinopteri; Perciformes; Liparidae
Gene: cryba1a
Product: crystallin, beta A1a
Exons: 6
Coding region: 182-790 (202 amino acids)
Biological process (GO): lens development in camera-type eye; visual perception
Molecular function (GO): structural constituent of eye lens
Source: RefSeq, a predicted model, not a curated record
AAGAACCUAUAAUGGUGUCUCAAAAGAAAAAAAAUGGUUCUUCGUAGAACCACAAAGCCUUUUAAGGAACCAUUUAAGAACCAUUAUGUUUCUGUCACAGUCUUGGUGUUAUGCUACUGUUAAGCUAAUAACGUUAGCCGAAGAUACAACGGUCUCCUAACCUUAAUCUACAGGAAUCAGCAUGGAGAAAGACAGCAAGAUGGCUUUGAAUAUCCCCAAACCACUGGGACCAUGGAAGGUCACCGUUUACGACCAGGAGAACUUCCAAGGGAAGCGUCUGGAGUUCACCUCGGCCUGCCAGAACGUCAUGGAGUGCGGCAUGGACAACAUCCGCUCCCUGAAGGUGGAGUGCGGAGCCUGGGCCGGAUAUGAGCACUCCAGCUUCUGCGGACAGCAGUUUGUGUUGGAGAGAGGAGAGUAUCCACACUGGGAGUCGUGGAGCGGCAGCAACGCCUAUCACAUCGAGAGGAUGAUGUCCUUCCGCCCCAUCUUCUCUGCUAACCACAAGGAGUCCAAGAUGGUGUUGUUCCAGAAGGAGAACUUCACGGGACCCCAGUGGGAGAUAAGCGACGACUACCCCUCCCUGCAGGCGAUGGGCUGGGGCAACAACGAGAUCGGAUCCAUGCAAGUUCAGAGCGGCUCCUGGGUGUGCUACCAAUUCCCCGGUUACCGUGGUUACCAGUACAUCAUGGAGAGCGAUCGUCACGGCGGCGAGUACAAACAUUACCGAGAGUGGGGCUCCCACGCUCAGACCUCCCAGGUGCAGUCGCUGCGUAGAAUCCAGCACUGAGACCUGCAGCCUCCUCCUCCUCCUCCUCCUCCUCCUCCCAGUUAUUCCAAGCUUCAUCCAGCUCUUUAAAGAUGUUUAACCACACUUUUGUUUUGUUUUCUUUUGUUGCCCAAUGAAAAUAAAGAGAAUUUAUGGAUAUAAUUAAGACAACAUUUUUAAAUAGUCACUGAAGAGAAUAGUGACCGAGGAGGGAAGAUGGGAGGAAGUUAAAGGGCCCGAUGGCGGCCGGGUGGAGACGUCACUCAGGCAUUGCUCUUCAUAUUUGUGGGUGAAGAUGAUGUUACGAAGUGCAACACAAAAUAAACAGAAACACAAGAGUCUGCUGCUCACCUC